GAGGCUGGACUUAGCAGUUUCGGAACUGCGAAUUACGCCAAUGACGUUUCUACUUCCUGGUUGAUCCCUUACCUUCUUUGAAGUAACCACGCAACGCAGGACUACUCGAGAGGCUGCCGCUCUACUCUUAGUUCAGUUUUCUGAGUCCAGAGAACUGCAACGGCUUUUUGAGUAGUCACUGUUGAUCGAAGUGUGCGACAAGUAAGAGUGGCUGUGAAUCAAAGUCGAUAUCAUGAAACAAAUGAAGCUGUCAGAAAAAGAAAGGAGCAUUGAAUAAUGUGCAGAGUGCACUGGUCAACCAAAAGACUGGACUGGUCUGGACUGAGAGCAGUUGAGGAGUACGGAGUACACGGAGUACAGUCGGAGAACGCUGAGUGUUGCCGGUCGGAGCGCGCAGAGUACACCGGAGUACACCCGGAGUACAGCCGGAGUACGCGGAGAACUUGCGACAAAAACAGCCGGAGUACAAUCGGAGAACACCUGGAGUACAUUUUGGCCUGUACACAGGAGCCGCCCAGUCAUCCACCCCUCGGGCCUGAGGCAAUUCAACUGCACCUAGAAAAUCAGUUUAAUAAAUUAAGGAAAUUACCGUUUACAUCUAACCAAAGGAAUAUUUUGAUUUUCAUGGAAGGCUGGUCAUUGGAUCAAGGAGAACCCAACUUUGCAACAAAUUAAUAUCCCUUGGAAUAAUGCACGCAAGCGCGGUAGUGUAAAGAUGCAGGUAACCGAGGAGAAUCAGCCACCUGAUACAUAAAUUCUGUACU
Frankliniella occidentalis (western flower thrips) is the source of this 764-nucleotide messenger RNA. RefSeq lists its product as uncharacterized. Lineage: Eukaryota; Metazoa; Arthropoda; Insecta; Thysanoptera; Thripidae. The coding region runs from base 277 to 675 and encodes 132 amino acids. The record is from RefSeq and is a predicted model, not a curated record. The transcript has 2 exons.